Ceratina calcarata is the source of this 2059-nucleotide messenger RNA. RefSeq names its product Helix loop helix protein 3B (gene HLH3B). Lineage: Eukaryota; Metazoa; Arthropoda; Insecta; Hymenoptera; Apidae. The transcript has 4 exons. Gene Ontology annotation, molecular function: RNA polymerase II cis-regulatory region sequence-specific DNA binding; DNA-binding transcription factor activity, RNA polymerase II-specific; protein dimerization activity. Gene Ontology annotation, biological process: regulation of transcription by RNA polymerase II. The coding region runs from base 401 to 1588 and encodes 395 amino acids. The record is from RefSeq and is a predicted model, not a curated record.
UGAAUUUUGUUUAAACGAUUCUAGUUUUAAGUGUAAAUCGUGCGACGUUUUGGAUUUACGAUAUCAUAGCAAGUUUUCCGUGAUUGUGAUCGAGUGUCAAUGGGAUUUAAAUGAUCGCAGUGGAAGAUUCUUUUUUUAACUCUUUUAAAUUCGGAGACAGAAGAAUUUAUCGAUGUACGUAUACAUUUAUCGAAUGUCAGGGACGAGAACGAAGAGGGAGGUCGAAAGAUAGGAGCAUCCUGUUGGCGCCUAUGUAGGAUAACUUUGUUCCUGAUAAUUCAUUUAGAUUGCAUCUUUCGUCAUUCAUCGUUUGAUCCUUGAAUACUACAAAUCGUACAAGUCGAUUCGCGUCUUUCCAUUUACAUCGCUAAAUUCAGUAUUGUUUUAAAAGUGUCGACAAAUGACGCGUACCAAGUCGAGCCUGAGCCGUCAGAAACUGAGUUGUCAGAAAACCAAUGGACAAAUCAAAAUCUCGAUGACGUACAACAAUGGCUGUUCCGGGGACACCGAGAACGGAUCACCGGCGGAAUCAAUUUUGUCCGGCGAAGGUGAACUCGGGGAAGAAGCUGGAGAUUCGCCUGGUACCUUGAGGGACACGGAAGUGGAAGCGUUGCUCUCAGACGAGUUUUAUGCCCACGACACAGACGAUGAGGAGGAGCAAGGAAAGAGGCGAAGGGAUCGCACCAAUUCCCUAGAUGGGAUUUCGUCUAGCCACCUCGGUUCGCCGAUUCCCCAAGUAGGAACGCUCGGAGUUCGGAAAUUAUUCACCAACAGCCGUGAACGUUGGAGGCAACAGAACGUCAGCGGCGCGUUUGCUGAACUUCGAAAAUUGGUACCUACUCAUCCGCCGGAUAAAAAAUUGUCAAAGAACGAAAUCCUGCGCAUAGCUAUUCGGUAUAUACAACUGCUGAGCGACGUCCUGAAAUGGCAGAAAGCGCAAGAGCGGAACGAGGCGACGCAGCACGAAGUUCGAAUCAAAUGCGAACCCAAUUUCAACACCCAGAAUUCGACGCACUAUCACACAAAAUCUACGGUGGCGUAUCUGAAGCAAGAGAAGCAAAUGAACGAGAACGUUCACGGGUACAGGACGAGCUUCGCGGGGCAGAAGCAGGUGCAGCAUUCGAUCUCUCACGUCGUGUGCGACAAAAACGGGAAUAAUUUAUUAAUGAUCGCGCCUAGCGGUCACAGCGGGUCGAACGACGUUAAGAGAAGCGUGACGCCACAGAAUCAGCUUCCUAAUCUAAUGAACAACGCGAGCAUACGUCCGCAAACCUGUUCUCGGCCUUCGAACUUUCCAAAAUCACCGCAGAUCAAUUCACAUGUCGUUACCAGCUCGAGUUUGCUGACAAAUUGUUCUUCGAGUACCUCAACGACCAGCAACACUUCUGGUAUUAAUGGAAGUGCGUCGAGCUGCGGUCAAAAGAGGUUGAAGUUGGAAAAGGAGGAGGAGGAACAGUCUGGGCAGAGCAGAGAGUGUAGAAAUUUGACGACCUCGGUACACGGAGUGCCCGUCAGGAAAAGAGUUAAGGUGACGUUCGUCAAAGACUCGAACUCGGGGUUUCGAAACGAUUUUCGAGACCGCAAAUAAAAAGGACCGUGACUUUCUUUUUUAUAUAAGGAAAAGCCUGAUUUUUGACAAGUGCAAUCUAUUCCAGAACGAGUCUCGUUUCAACUUUGGUCAGUGAGAACUCGUCGCUUUCUCAAAGAAUAUUUUAUUAGUCAAUCCAUGGUACAUCGUUUGAACAUUUGGUGACGCUCUCAAGUCACAAUUUCUAGUUGCACGUUCGACAUGAUUACACCGAUUAUUAAAAAAAUCAAUAUUCAAUAUUAUGUAAUAGUUUGCGGUUCAGAUUGGAUUAAACCCCAUGGAGCUUUUAAUUACUCUUCUCGCGAUUGCAUAACACUGUGAUUUGCGCAUGGAACAUAGAAACGUCACAAGCAUAAAGUCCAACGUUAAAACGGAUGGUGAACUCUGAAGAACUACUAACGUGUAACACUUAAUUAGGAUAAUUGCCUUACCACGAACCGAACCAAAUAAAACGGACACACUCACCUUUGA